Messenger RNA from Candidula unifasciata, 681 nucleotides. The record is from the annotation of a GenBank genome assembly. Lineage: Eukaryota; Metazoa; Mollusca; Gastropoda; Stylommatophora; Geomitridae.
GUUGUCCAGGAGUAUGAGCGAGCAGUUAUAUUCCGUCUUGGUCGACUGAUCUCAGGUGGGACAAAAGGUCCAGGUUUGUUCUUCAUCUUACCCUGCAUCGAUGUGUACAUUAAAGUGGAUUUAAGGACAAUCACGUUUGAUGUCCCGCCCCAAGAGGUAUUGACCAAAGACUCUGUGACAGUCCUAGUAGAUGCCGUGGUGUACUACCGUGUCAGCGAUGCCGCCUUGUCUAUCACCAGAGUCGAGGACUGGAAUAAAUCUACCCGACUUCUGGCAGCCACCACCCUGAGGAAUGUCCUCGGUACCAAGAACCUCAGCGAGAUCCUGUCUGACAGGGAGAACAUUAGCCACCGUAUGCAGACAUCACUGGACGAAGCUACUGAUCCUUGGGGAGUGCAGGUUGAACGUGUUGAAGUGAAAGAUGUCCGCCUGCCUGUCCUGAUGCAGAGAGCUAUGGCUGCAGAAGCUGAAGCUGCCAGGGAAGCACGCGCUAAGGUGAUUGCCGCUGAAGGAGAGCAUAAAGCUUCAAGGGCACUGAAAGAAGCUGCAGACAUCAUCACCCAGUCGCCAGCUGCCCUUCAGCUUCGAUACUUGCAGACCCUGAUCACCAUCUCGGCUGAGAAAAACUCCACCAUCAUCUUUCCCUUGCCUAUCGACCUGUUGACCGGCUUUUCGAAGUAG